AUGGCACAUGUGAUUCAUAUAGCACUGAACUGGGUGAACUUGAACAUUGUGCUCCAAAGGCCUGGUAUCACCACACUGAUCACAAGAUCGUUCUUGCGCAGCCACCAAGGAGAUCCAGCCAUCACACAUAACAUCAUGAGGUUUGAUUUCACAACCUACAAUGUUCACAGAGGCCAAGAUGUGAUCAACCUGAGGACUCCCCAUUUAUGGUUGAUACACUCCCCAUUGAAUGGAGUUUUUAUGGAUAUGUUGAUGUACUCAGGGGCUGUCACAUUAUACCUUGCUUUGCCAGUGGCAAGAGACAUGUCGAUGGAUUGGGUGCAUCAGCAAGUGCAGGAGACAAGGAUGAUUGGUGCAAAUACCUUGUCAAUUGAUUUGUUGACCGCAACAUGCUUAUGCACUUCCACUUCAGGCUCGGCUGAAAUUCAGCAAGAUAAUAUCACAGUGCAGUCCAUGUCCACUUCUCAUGUCGCAGAAGAUGAUGAAGAUGCCAGAAACUCUGGAGAGGAUGACGAAGGUAGAAUUGAUGAGGAAGAUGAUGAUGAUGAUAAUCCAAUAGUGAAUCCUGAACAGUGGCAUGGUAGUAGCCAAGAAUCACUGUUGGAACAAUACAAGAAGAUGUACGCAAGUGAGCCCACAGCUUUCUUGUCCAAUGCUCAUGAUCACUAUAUGGACCCACCUGCGAUGCUUGACUCAUUUUUGUUUGACAAUCCCAGCCUCAUGCCCAACUCUGGCAAUUUCAUUGAUCUGAACAAUAUUGACUUCAUCAGUUAUUUGUCUGUGGGACAUGGGCCAAUGCUGUACCCUCUAUAUUUGACAGUACACAUCUCACUCUACGCUUAUGUUCUCACAUCAAUCAUCCAUCAUUCAGUGUUCAAGACAGAACAGAUGGCGGGAGUUCCCAUAUAUGUCAAUUCUUUUUAUGCUGUGAAUGCUCAGUUAGAUCUUCCUGUGAAGUCCACGAGGGCAGGUCCCGACAACCGAUUCUAUGUUGUAUAUGAUGGCGUUAGUUCUAAUGUUUCUAGUACUGUCAUUCAUCUCGCCCUCCAUCCCACUGGUUAUUACCCUUGGUCCAAUGUUGACCUCACAGCCUUUCAGGCUAUAUCAGAUGCACACAACAGUGGCAGUAUCCUGAUCAUUCCCACCCUCAUGAUGCCAGGCAAUGUAAAUGCUCCUGACAGUGCAAAUGGUGACGAAUAUGAGCAUUCAAUACCUGGAGACCCAGUCAGUGCCCUUGCAUCUCCAACAGUGACAUCAAACUUGCUGACCAUCUAUUCCUGGAUUUUGUGCUCAGGCCAAUUGGUGCACAGCACCCCUGCCAGUGCCCAUCAAUCUCAGGCAGGUGGUGGAUCAACUCAGACUUCCUUGCAACAAAAGGCAAAAAAAGCUGCUAAAGCUGAAGGAGGCCUCAAGAAUGUCAUAGGGAGAUUACCAAAGUGGAGGAAGGCCUUUGCCUACCUCUGGAUUGAGUUAAGAGUAUCAGUUUGCACAGGUGAAAUCAGAAACCCCCACCUGUUCAAUUUUGAAAGCUGGGCUGCAGCUAUUCAGCUAGUUUGGCCUCAUGCUCUCUCCCAGGCUAACAUCGACUCCAGUGAUUUGGAAAUAGUGAAGUUGAUCAAAACUGGCACUUACAUGACUCUUGAAAUCCAAAGACUGCUCCAGCUGUUCAUCAGACCAAAAUCAAAUAUCCUGCCAAUUAGUCUUAAUGGUUUUGCCUGGUUCCUCACCCACCAAAUUGCCAAAGAGAUCAUGUGGCAUAGCCAGCAACAUUCAGGAGUGAAGAGCAUCCACCCUUUCCGACUAUGUCUCUACUGGGGUCCAGUUGCUCUCUUGGAUAAAUAUUCAACUUUGACAAAAAUACCCGUCGACCUACUAAUUCAGUAUCCAACCCUGGCUGAGGUGUAUGAUCAGCUCUACAAGAUGGCUGUAGUACUUGUCAACGAGCAUGAUGAUGAAGAUCACCCAGGACUCAUGUCUAGCUUGACCAAAUUGUGCAACAUUUCAUAA
Messenger RNA from Suillus subaureus, 2007 nucleotides. RefSeq lists its product as uncharacterized. The transcript is spliced from 18 exons. Lineage: Eukaryota; Fungi; Basidiomycota; Agaricomycetes; Boletales; Suillaceae. The record is from RefSeq and is a predicted model, not a curated record. Bases 1 to 2007 code for a protein of 668 amino acids.